Messenger RNA from Neoarius graeffei (lesser salmon catfish), 1436 nucleotides. Its product is annotated as ecto-ADP-ribosyltransferase 5-like. NCBI's taxonomy places the organism in Eukaryota, Metazoa, Chordata, Actinopteri, Siluriformes, Ariidae. The transcript is spliced from 5 exons. Bases 313 to 1167 code for a protein of 284 amino acids. Gene Ontology annotation, molecular function: NAD+-protein-arginine ADP-ribosyltransferase activity; NAD+ poly-ADP-ribosyltransferase activity. The record is from RefSeq and is a predicted model, not a curated record.
AGCAAAGCUGAUGUUAAAACUGUAAAACAGUCCUCUUCAUAACUGUGACACAAUUCAUGUGGCUACUGGAUUAGAGCCCAUACUUCCACUGGAGAACCCUGGACAGAAUGUUCUCAUUCCCCGAGACUCAGAACAAGCUGAUCAACACAAGCUGUUCACAUGCACUAAAAGUUGUCUUCGUCCUCCAUGCUCAGGUCUGCUGCCCCCUCAUAUGGCUGUAGCUGGACAUCUCGCCCUGUAAAGCGUUUCUGCAGUUUAUACCUCAGUCACUCCAUCCUGAGUACCAGGACCUGAGCUGGUGUGUUGGAGAAGAUGUUCCUCUUCACUGUUAUUGCUGUGCUCUCGCUCAAAGUGAAAGCAGACCUGAGGAAGUUGGACAUGGCUCCUGAUGCAGUAGACGACGUCUUCUCACAGUGUCAAGACAAAAUGCUGAAGGCUGUUACUGAAGCAGACGGCCUGCUCCACAAGGAACUCAAGGCUGAUAAAGAGUUUGAGGAGUUGUGGAGGAAAUACAGUGGAAUGUGCAAGAAGAACAUUACUGGUGGAACAUCGUAUCACAUUGAUGCUCUAGAGGCAUAUGGAAAUUCUAAGCCUAAAUUUAGGAAAAUGUUCAACAAUUUGGUUUAUAGCAAAGGAGACAACACCCUGACCUACAGAGAUGAGUUUCCCUUCAAGUCUCUUCAUUUUCUCUUAACAGACUCCCUGCGACUGCUGAAGCCCAGAAACACAUGUGAGACCAAGUACUGUGCCACCAGGAACACAUACACAGCAGAUACAGGGACCGAGGUCCGAUUUGGAAAGUUCAUCAAUGCCAAAAACACACUGAGCUCUACAAUUGAAGAACUGGAGACAGAAGAUGGAGGCACCAUGUUUAACAUCACUUCCUGUUCUGUGAUUAAUGUUGAAGAGAACACGUGUACAUCUGAGGAAAUCCAGUGUCUUAUUUCUCCAGCCGAGGUCUUCACGGUGAAGGACAUUCGCAAUGCUACCACCGAUGAUGAUACCACAUAUAAAUUAAUCACUUUAACACACUCACGCUUUCUCAGCAAUCACAACUGCACUUUCUUCCAUAGGAAUUCUGCAGAUGUUGAAUCCUCCACCUCUCUGAUCUUCACCCUUCUGGCUCUGACAGCCUCCUUGUUGACUCAGUUUACUGUGAUAGAGUGACUUACGUCUUCAUCUAGAUGGAAAAUUUCUCCUAUAUAUCAUAACAUGGAUAGAAAUGUAGGAAUUUAGACAAGAGAUGACUAAUUUCUAAAGGUGUCUAUGGCAGUAUGUCACAGCUUUGGAAAACACUGUUACGCUGAUGAGUUUAAUAAAUUUCAUUAUUACUUGUUUCUUUGACGUAAGUUGACAGGAAGUGAGAGAAGAAGGAAAGAGGGAAGUAACUGGUCAAGAGUUAUUUGAGUUUGCAUUAAAGGAAUCUUAAAACUUUC